Messenger RNA from Lacerta agilis (Sand lizard), 7738 nucleotides. It is a transcript of the gene ANKS1A, whose product is annotated as ankyrin repeat and sterile alpha motif domain containing 1A. NCBI's taxonomy places the organism in Eukaryota, Metazoa, Chordata, Lepidosauria, Squamata, Lacertidae. Gene Ontology annotation, cellular component: cytosol. The transcript has 27 exons. Gene Ontology annotation, molecular function: protein binding. The coding region runs from base 69 to 3668 and encodes 1199 amino acids. The record is from RefSeq and is a predicted model, not a curated record.
CGGCGGCAGCCGAAGACGGCUAGUAGUAUAGAGGCGGGGGGUUUGGCUUCCCGGGCCGGGGCCGGGCCAUGGGGAAAGAGCAGGAGCUGCUGGAGGCCGCCCGCACCGGGAACCUGCCCGCCGUGGAGAAGCUGCUUUCGGGCAAGCGCCUCAGCUCGGGCUUCGGCUCCGGCGGCGGCUCCGGGUCCUCGGGGGGCGGCGGCGGAGGUGGCAGCGGCAGCGGCGGAGGGCACCCGCUCUCCAGCCUCCUCAGCAUAUGGAGAGGACCAAAUGUGAACUGUGUUGACAAUACCGGAUAUACUCCAUUGCACCAUGCUGCUUUGAAUGGUCACAAGGAUGUUGUGGAAGUUCUUUUAAGGAAUGAUGCAUUAACCAACGUGGCUGACUGCAAAGGCUGUUAUCCUCUUCAUUUGGCAGCUUGGAAAGGAGAUGCUGAAAUAGUGAAACUACUAAUACACCAGGGACCAUCUCACACUAAAGUGAAUGAGCAGAAUGCUCUUGAGAUCAAAGAACUCAAAAAGUACGGCCCCUUUGACCCCUAUAUCAAUGCCAAGAAUAACGACAAUGAGACGGCACUGCACUGUGCAGCUCAGUAUGGCCAUACAGAAGUGGUGAAGGUUCUUCUGGAGGAGUUGACUGACCCUACUAUGCGCAAUAACAAAUUUGAGACUCCUCUUGACUUGGCUGCACUCUACGGGAGAUUAGAAGUUGUGAAAAUGUUGCUCAAUGCUCAUCCCAAUCUUUUAAGCUGCAAUACUAAGAAACACACACCUUUGCAUCUGGCUGCUAGGAAUGGCCAUAAAGCUGUAGUUCAUGUUCUCCUGGAUGCUGGCAUGGAUAACAAUUACCAGACGGAAAAAGGCAGUGCUUUGCACGAAGCAGCUUUAUUUGGCAAAACAGAUGUAGUACAGAUACUGCUAGCUGCGGGCAUUGAUGUGAAUAUAAAAGAUAACAGAGGCCUGACUGCUUUGGAGAUUGUGAGGGAGCUUCCAUCUCAGAAAAGCCAGCAAAUAGCAGCUCUCAUUGAAGAUUGCACAACAGGGAAGAAGAUAGCAAAAGCAGAAGACAAGACACCGCCAGCAUCAGCUACCUCUACUGAAACCUCAGUUCGUGUUCCCCAGGGGAAUGUGGAGAAAGCAGUGACAGAGCUGAUCAUAGAUUUUGAUGGAAAGCCAGAUGAGUGUCCAUAUGAAGUCUUGUACAAUGCAACAUCCUGCCAUUCUUUAGACAGCCUUGCCAGUGGAAGAUCUUCAGACAGAGAUUCAGUGAAUAGGGAAGCGGAGAUGACCAGUGUUAAAGUGACAGGAGUGAGGCCUAGAGAGCGUCCGCCUCCUCCUGCCAAGCCUCCCCCUGAUGAAGAGGAGGAACUUGUAGAGAAGCAAAGUUCGUCUUCUAAGGGUUUUGUCAGCAAGAGGAAGAGUAGGGGAAGCACAGCUGAUGAAGAAGAGGAGCAUCCUUAUGAGCUGCUGCUAACAGCAGAAACUAAGAAACACGCUGCAACAGAUAAAAAAACAAAAGGUGAAUCAUCUUCAGGUCCUGCCAGCAGUGUCCAGCCACAGGCCUGGCCACGAAAAGGUCAGUCUUCCCAAGAUUGCCAGUGGCCACUGAAUUGCCAAGCUUCUUCUGACUUUUCUUCUAGUCAUUCUGAGCAAUAUCCAAGUCCUGAAUCAAAAGACCAAAGGAGGAGCAGCAACAGCCAAGAAGAUGCCCAAGUGCUGGAUCAGUUCUCAGGUCUGCUGCAUGGUUCUUCUCCAGUGUGUGAAAUAAAUGAGGACCCUUUCAGACUUGUUUCUGCUGUGGGCAAAGGAAGUACCGAGGGGACUGCUAUGCAGCUUGAAGAUGUUGAGGAAUCCAUAUCGGUACAGACUAGCACUGCAGACCAAAAUAAAGUGGUCUAUUCAACUGUCCGCCAUACCAGUGACAACAAGUUGGACCCUGAAACUUUAGCACAUCCUCACUUGCCACAGCACCCUGGUGGUGCUGAGGAAGGAGACAAGAGCAGUGUUUUGGGCAGAGUUCACCCAGGAGGCAAGCCCAGAGCAGAACUCAAACUUAGCCGUAGCUUGUCAAAAUCAGAUUCUGACCUCUUGACCACCUCCCCAACAGAGGACGAUACUAUGGGGAGCAGAAGUGAAUCACUUUCCAAUUGUAGUGCUGGAAAGAAAAGGCUGGAGAAAUCACCUUCAUUUGCUUCAGAGUGGGAUGAGCAGUUUCAGCAGCAGGUGCCUGAUGUCGCCGAAGUUCAAUCUUUCUCCAAUAUUGAAAAAAUAAUGAGCUCCAUUGGUGAAGGCAUUGACUUUUCUCAGGAACAGCAGAGGAUUUCAGGUUCACGGAUGCUGGAGCAGAGUGUUGGGGAGUGGCUGGAGUCCAUCGGCUUACAGCAGUAUGAGAGCAAACUGCUUCUCAAUGGCUUUGAUGAUGUUCGCUUCCUGGGCAGUAAUGUCAUGGAAGAUCAGGACCUUCGAGAGAUUGGUAUUAGUGACCCACAGCAUCGCAGAAAACUUCUUCAGGCAGCACGGUCUCUUCCUAAGGUGAAAUCCCUGGGCUGUGAUGGGACUCAGCCUUCUGUUCCUGUAUGGCUUGACUCCCUGGGGCUGCAGGAUUAUAUUCAAUCAUUUUUGUCAAGUGGCUAUAGCUCUAUAGACUCCGUGAAAAACCUCUGGGAACUAGAACUAGUAAAUGUACUUAAGGUAAAUCUUAUUGGCCAUCGUAAGCGUAUAAUAGCCUCUCUGGCAGACAGACCAUAUGAGGAGCCCCCACAGAAACCACCACGGUUCUCUCAGCUAAGAUGCCAGGAUUUGAUAUCCCAGACGUCGUCACCCCUAAGCCAGAGUGACUCUUGUACAGGGAGGUCUGCAGAUCUCCUGCUGCCUUUGGGGGAUGCUGGAAAGAAGAGACAUGAGAGCAGCCAUGACAUUGCAUCAUACCCCAGAACAGAGAGACUCAAGGCACAGGAGGAACGGCGUGAAUCUAAACUUACACUCAGACCCCCUAGUCUGGCUGCUGCUUAUGCCCCUGUCCCACACUGGCAGCAUCAACCAGAGAAGCUUAUAUUUGAAUCCUGUGGGUAUGAAGCCAAUUAUCUAGGCUCCAUGUUAAUCAAAGAUCUUCGAGGGACAGAAUCUACACAGGAUGCCUGUGCAAAGAUGAGGAAAUCAACAGAGCAUAUGAAGAAGACCCCAACUAUAAUAUUAUCUAUCACUUACAAAGGAGUGAAAUUCAUUGAUGCAUCUAACAAGAAUGUUAUUGCUGAGCACGAAAUCCGGAACAUCUCUUGUGCUGCACAGGACCCGGAGGAUCUCUGUACAUUUGCCUAUAUCACAAAGGACUUGCAAACUGGCCACCACUACUGCCAUGUCUUCAGUACCGUUGAUGUAAAUCUAACAUAUGAAAUCAUUCUGACAUUGGGACAAGCAUUUGAAGUAGCCUACCAGCUGGCCCUCCAAGCCCAAAAAUCAAAACCUCCAGGUGCUUUGACAGCUGAAAUGAUAGAAACAAAAUCUUCAAAACCGGUGCCUAAACCUCGAGCCAGCAUGAGGAAAUCAGCACUCGAGCCAUCUGAAGUGGACCAAGACUCCCAGUCCCAUGCUAGUGUGUCCUGGGUCGUAGAGCCCAAGCAGGAUUCCAAGAGGACCCUCAGCACUAAGUAUGAGACUACUAUCUUCUGAAAACAAAUCCUGCAUCCAUCCAGUCUAACCGUGCCUUUGCAGUCUGAUCUGUCUGCUGUUCUAAAUCCCUCCUUCCUUCCAUUGCUGACACUAGGUGUGGCACCAUCAGAGGCAACAGCACUAGGAUACCAUAGACUAAACAGCAUUUUGUAUCUGAUCUCUACUGAACGCUGUGAAUUCUCCUAAUGGAAACAAGUGUAACUCACUGAGAGAGCUACCUGUUUUAGAUGUCUGUGAGGUGGGAGACAUGAAGCCUGUAGAAGUCAAAUAUGUGGAUUUCAGAAAACACCCAGUGUUUCUUGACUUUCUCUUCAUUUUGACACUGUGAAUUUGUGGGGUGAAGUAACACUCCAUAGGCCUUUUCUAUUUAUCAUUCUAAACAUUGGACUGUUCUACAACUUUGGUCUCAUAUGUACAUGCUGUCUCAAUUUAGAUUUAUACCUCCAUACUGAAUCAUGGCCACAAAACUGUUUCCAACAAGUAGCACUCUUCUACUUGUCAUCUCAGAAGACACUAACCACUGUGAUACUGCUUGCAAACCUCUUGCUCACCAGAUUUCCUAGCAUGGAUGCUGCUCACAAUCUUUGCUGUCCUUGGAUAUCUGAAUGCAUGGUAUAAUAUAAAGUUCUACUUGGCAGUGUGUCUGCUAUAAUUAAGUGCUUUUCCUUUUUCCUAGGAGUUAGGCUUGGUAUAUUUAAGAAAAUGCCAAAAAGGGAUGUUUUCAGCUGUUCAUUAAACAUGAUGCCUUUUUUUAAUCAUUUCCUGGAAUUAUCACUUUCUGUUCAGGUUAACCAAUCCGCUUAUAAAUAAUAAUUUUGAAUUGAUUUCCCCCCUAAACUCUUGUUAAAAUUGAAACUUUCAAAGGCACAUGUCACUAAAGUGUACACAAAGACCGACAAUCAAGGGUGUGCUUUUGCUGUAACAGAACAGUUCCCCUUUAGAUGAAAAGGGGUCAAAAUUUCAUGCAAAUAGCAUCCCUUUAAAAAUUGCUAAAUGUAGCAUUCCAAGCACACUGACAAUAUCAAAAUAUUUGCCAUUUAUUUGUCUUCAAGCAGGUGAGCAGUCUGUUGUAUUUGCCUUAUUACAUUCUUCAAAUGGCAAACUUUACGUAGCUCAUUUAACAAUGAUUGCAAAGAAAUGUGGGAUUACGACCAGUUUUUGAUAAUAAGGUUAAGGCCAAAAUACUUAUUCCUACAGAGAUUAUUUCUGAUAUUGUUAGAGUAGAGAAGUCACUCUAUUGGACAAAGAUCUCAAGCAAUUUUUUAUCUCUCUGUUCAGAGAAUAGGGUCAGCAGUGAGACAGUUGUUGAUGAUAGGUGAGGUGUAGGGCCAGACAUCUGCCCACCGUCCCUGGAAUUAUGGCCAGGAAAUUAUACCAAGUUGUAACUAGGUAUAAUUACGGCAGUUGAAGAAUUUAGUCUCUUUAGACUACUGCACAUUUGAGUGUUAAUAAAUAUAUCUGUGCUUUGCUUUUAUUCUCAAAAAGCAAACAAUUAUUUUGCCUAAUAUGAAUAGUUUUAAUUUCUGUCAGUAAGAGCUGCAGGAGUUAUUGGUGAUUUCUCUCUCUCCUGAAAACCAGUUAAUACAGUACAUGUGCCUUUUAAUGGUAAACUAUCCAAGAAACAUCAGAGCAGUUGGUUAUGAACAGAGGGCAUCCACCAUAUGGCUAUAAAACACACAAAGCUGUGACUAUUAACUCCUCCAUCACUGUAACUGAAGGCUUCCCUCAGUAGUUUUACAUGAAUGAAUAGCUCGUUCCCUAUAUUUCUUUCCAUUAAUAUUGUCCCCAUUCUGUUUGCCUUCUGCCAAGCUGAACAGCAGACAUCCGCGUUCCUCCAUGGAAAUGUAGUAAAGGGGCAGAGCACUAAGAAGCAGAGAAACCGUGAUGUAUGAAGAUCAACACCCGGCUCUGGGAUAUGUCCUUGGCUGCUCAUUAAGGACUUCCAGAGUUGAGUGAAAAGAGAUUCCAGCUACAAGCUGACAAAAAGCAGUAUGUGUUUUUAGCAAGAGAAUGAAACAUCUGAGGUUAAGAGACUGAUGCUCUGAUUUAAAACAGUGGUGUACAUGCAGCAAUAUUGUGAAAUCCACAAUUUCAGCAUAACAUGUUGUGUUGAUGAAAGUGGAGAAUCUUAACUGUUAAAAGAAAAUGUGAAUCUGCCUGUCUUACAGCAUAGGCUGAGUGGAUGCUAGAAUAUUAAGCAUUAUACACUUGAGGUUGCUAAGUAGUAGACAAAGAUUCUGAAGUCACUGCAAUAUUAAACUUUGAAGGUACUGGCAACUGUGAAGGUACUGUACACCCUUCACAGCUGCAGUGAAACAGGUGGGAAACAGGGCGUCUUUAAUAAAAACUAUCAAUAUUUAACCCUUCAUGACCAUUGCUGAACUGAUGCCUGGUACAAGUGUGCUUUUACUGCAAAGAACUCUUAUUAUUGCAGUAUUUCUUUUCUGGUUAAAUACAAUUUUGUCACACAUUUAUGUAUACAUGGAAUAACUGGACUGUAGCUCCAUGCAUCUCAUUCCUGUACCAUAUUUUUGAAAAUGUGGUUGUGCCCUGAUGGUUUGGGAUUUUUAAGUAGUUAAUUCACUGAUUAGCACUUUUUAUACUAGUUCAUAAUUUAAGUAUACUUAGUAUAUCAGUUUCACAAUAUGAAAAAGAUGUGGAGAGAUUUGGGGCAUUAUGCUGAAACAGUUGUUUCUUGUUCUUCUCCACCCAAGAACGACCAUGUGCUUCACAUAGAGUAUCACAGUCUCGAACACUGGUUUUGGCUAUGGCUGUGAUAUAUACAUCUUUCUAUAGCCUAUCUGAGGAAGUGCAAAUAAGUCUGUGUUAGCUUGUGGUACCCUGCUAUUUUGUUAAUGGCUUGUUUCAACUUCUGUAUCUUUAAAAUGUAAUUUAGUCUUAUUCCAGAUGAAAAGGUAUCGAGAAAAAACCAAAUCAUCAUCCCAAAGGUCUGGCUUUGGAAAUAAUUGGUGGAUGAAUUUUGGAAAUAUCAACAUUCCUUUAUAUUCAUAUGUGAAUGAUAUGCUGGUGGUUAUAAAUACUGAGGUACUUAUAGCUGUUGUGAGAGAAUGCACACUGAAUUGUUUUGCUAUGGAGAGGAUAGCCUUAGAACAUGGUGACAGAAUGAGUGAAAGCUUCCAACUUGCUUCUUCCAGUGAUCAGGUGCUUCCUUUCUCAGAGUUUACAUGGACAUAGCAAUAUCUAUGACCGUAUCUCCUGCUUAGGCAUUCUUUAUAAGAAGGUAAUCAAAGCCAUUCUGGACUGGACUUUUCCUAUGAAUUUUAGUUAUUCUGGGCUCCGAUCAGUUUGAAUAGUAGUACAAUAUUUGAGACUCUUUCCUCUCUGUGGGGUUUUGCAGCACACUGAGAAAAGUGCCCUAUAUUCCUGGCACUGAAUGUGUUUUGAGGUCUUCAAUGAAAACGCUGUUGCUGUUCUAGCACCAACCUGUGCUGAAGUGGCAUCAUCAAUGCUCCUCCCCCCCGUGCUCCAAAUGUUCCCUUUUUCAAAAAGAUGUGUGUCUUCUGUAGACUUCUUUUUAUCUUUUGUGUCCAGGAGAAAACACUAUAAAUGUUAAGGUGGCUGAAGGAACUGCUCCUUAGCUUUUGAAUGGGAAAUCACGUUAUUAAAAUCAAACUCUUGCAAUCUUUCUAUUUUGUACAUGCCACUGUUGGCUCAUAGGAUCUGGCCUUUUUGACUUUAUUAGCUUGAGAUGAAAGUCUUAUUUGAUUUCUGAGGUACAUAACAAUUCUGGCCCCCUAUAAAAGAAAUUCUAGAGCAGUUUAAGAGUUGUGCUGUUCUUGCAGACCAGAUAUCUGAGGGUACCUCACUUUUUAAAAUAACUUCUACACUUGUGAAACUAAAAUGACUUGGGUGAUACCUCACUCCUACAUUGUCUCCUUUUGCAUGAUCAGUAUGAAUGUCUAGCAGCAGGAAUUUCCGCUAUGCUUGCACCUGAAGAGGGCAGGUCGAUUCUUGGUAACAGGCAGUUUGGUUUACAAUGUAGACACUCCUUUGCUAAUUGUGAUGUAUGGCAGUGGGACUGAUUUGUAAUAAAAAUGUUAUUUAAUCUG